CCCUCCUGGUAGACCAUGAGUCAGCCAGAUCUUGUGGAUGACUCGGAUUCCAGUCCUGCACCCCUGUGUGUGGUAUGUGGCCAAGUCCACUCUUCGGAAGAAAAUCACUUCUACACGUAUAAGGAAGAUGUGGAUGAUGACCUUAUCUGCCACAUUUGUCUGCAAGCUUUGGUGGACCCUCUGGAUACUCCCUGUGGCCACACCUACUGCACCCUCUGUCUCACCAACUUCCUAGUGGAGAAGGAUUUCUGUCCCGUGGACCGCCAACCAGUGCUCCUGCAGCGCUGCAAGAAGUCUAACAUCCUGGUCAACAAGCUCCUCAACAAGCUGCUGGUGACCUGCCCAUUCAUGGAGUACUGCACUGAGGUGGUGCAGCGAGGGGAUCUGCAGCAGCACUUUCAAAUGAGCUGUAAAGGUGCCUCCCACUAUGGACUGACAAAGGACAGGAAGAGGCGCUCCCAAGAUGGCUGUCCCGAUGGCUGUGCAAGCCUCACAGCAACAGCACUGUCCCCAGAAGUUUCUGCAGCUGCCACCAUCUCUUUAAUGACGGAUGAGCCUGGCCUAGACAACCCUGCCUAUGUGUCCACAGUUGAUGAUGGUCAACCAACAACCAGCCCAACAGACUCGGGUCGCAGCAUCAGAACUAAGGCCCGACCCUUUGAACGAUCCACUAUCAGAAGCAGAUCUUUCAAAAAAAUAAAUCGAGCUUUCAGUGUUCUUCGAAGGACAAAGAGUGGAAGUGUAGUUGCCAACCCAGCUGACCAGGGUAGAGAACAUUCUGAAAAUACCACUGCCCCUGAAGUCUUCCCGAGGUUGCAUCACCUCAUUCCAGAUGGUGAAAUCACCAGCAUCAAGAUUAAUCGAACGGAUCCCAAUGAGAGCCUGUCCAUUCGACUGGUGGGAGGCAGUGAGACUCCCUUGGUCAAUAUCAUCAUCCAGCACAUAUAUCGUGAUGGAGUGAUCGCCAGAGAUGGCCGGCUUCUGCCAGGAGACAUCAUAUUAAAGGUCAACGGGAUGGAUAUCAGCAACGUCCGUCACAACUACGCGCUGCGCCUCUUGCGACAGCCAUGCCAGGUCCUGCGGCUGACCGUGCUGCGCGAGCAGAAGUUCCGCAGCAGGAGCACCGGACAGGCUCUAGACACCUACACCCCACGGGAGGACAGUUUCCACGUAAUCCUGCACAAAAGCAGCCCUGAGGAGCAGCUUGGUAUAAAACUGGUGCGCAAGGUGGAUGAGCCUGGGGUGUUCAUUUUCAAUGUGUUGGAUGGAGGCAUAGCAGGGCGCCAUGGGCAACUGGAGGAGAAUGACAGAGUGCUGGCCAUCAACGGACAUGACCUGCGGUUUGGCAGCCCGGAAAGUGCUGCUCAUCUGAUUCAGGCCAGUGAGAAGCACGUUCACUUUAUUGUGUCACGCCAAAUUCAUCUGCAAAGUCCUGACAUCUUUCAGGAGGGCAGCUGGAGCAGCAAUGGCAGCAGGUCUCCAGGACCAGGAGACAGGUGCAAUACUCCAAAGCCCCUCCAGCCCACAGUCACUUGUCUUGAGAAGACGGUGAGUGUCCGCAAAGACCCCAGCGACUCCCUUGGCAUGACAGUGGCAGGGGGAGCGUCUCAUCGAGAAUGGGACUUACCUAUUUACGUCAUCAGUGUUGAGCCUGGAGGAGUCAUAAGCAGAGAUGGAAGAAUAAAAACAGGGGAUAUUCUGUUGAAUGUGAAUGGAAUUGAACUAAUGGAGGUGAGCCGGAGCGAGGCAGUGGCUUUAUUGAAGAGCACAUGUUCCUCGGUGGUGCUUAAAGCCCUGGAAGUCCGGGAGUGUGAGCCUCAGGAAGACAACUUCCCAGAGGCCUUGGACUCCAACCACAACAUGGCCCCGCCCACCGACUGGUCCCCCUCCUGGGUCAUGUGGCUGGAGUUACCACAGUACUUAUUUAACUGUAAAGAUGUUAUAUUACGAAGAAAUACAGCUGGAAGUCUGGGCUUCUGCAUUGUAGGAGGUUAUGAAGAAUACAAUGGGAACCAACCAUUUUAUAUCAAAUCCAUUGUUGAAGGAACACCAGCAUACAACGAUGGGAGAAUUAGAUGUGGCGAUAUCCUUCUUGCUGUCAAUGGUCGGAGUACAUCAGGAAUGAUUCAUGCUUGCUUGGCAAGGAUGCUCAAAGAACUUAAAGGAAAAAUUACCCUCACUAUUGUUUCCUGGCCUGGCACUCUUUUAUAAUUUCAAUGAAAGGAAAGGGUAGAAAGGGAAGCAAAAUUCCAAACAGAUACUGUUGAAAACUGCAUUUUGUCAAUUUCUGUAUUUAAAGAAUACAUUGUAAAAUGUCAGGAACAGUAAGUAUGAUCUAAUGAAAGCCAAUUUCAUCUCACAAAAUUAGUUGUCAAAAUAUAAACAUUACUACUAGUUUUUAUUCAAUGUGGAGGAUUUAUUACUCUACAACUUUAAGUUUAUAUUUUUCUAUUCAAUAAAAAGUUCUUAGACAGUCAAAAUGGUUUGUAUGCCCCCAAAGAAUUCAACUCAAUAAAAAAAUUGCUGGUCUGUAUUUAAAUGUUUCAAAAAUUGAAGCCAGAGAUUUUAAAAAUGCAUUGUAAAAUAAAGUUCAUUUCAUCAAAUGAGAAAUAAAUAUUUUUCAAAAACUGUAA
This is a messenger RNA of Suncus etruscus (white-toothed pygmy shrew), 2633 nucleotides long. It is a transcript of the gene LNX1, whose product is annotated as ligand of numb-protein X 1. Gene Ontology annotation, molecular function: protein binding; ubiquitin-protein transferase activity. Gene Ontology annotation, cellular component: cytoplasm. Lineage: Eukaryota; Metazoa; Chordata; Mammalia; Eulipotyphla; Soricidae. Gene Ontology annotation, biological process: ubiquitin-dependent protein catabolic process. The transcript is spliced from 10 exons. The record is from RefSeq and is a predicted model, not a curated record. The coding region runs from base 16 to 2211 and encodes 731 amino acids.